ACGAAAUACAGCUUCCCGCAGCGCUUAAUUAUCCCGCGCGGUGCCUCAAUUAUUAGCGCAGCGUCUUAAAUCAGUAAGCGAUUUCAUCCCUGUGAGAUACCUCAGGUAAAUAUCGAUCGGGGAAGUUUAUGAAUACACAGUGUAGCUAGCUGUUUACCGUGUACUGAUAAGGAUUUAAAGACGACACGUGUUGACGAAAGUCUUGUGUUUUCACAAGUUUGCGUUAACUGGAGCAGGAGUGAUUGGAUUAUAAUUAGUUAAAGAUUAUAAUUAGUCUAUGCAACGAAAUGGGAUAACAACUGGUGACGGCAGGCAUGGGCUCUUUCAUCACGCUUCUCCCUUGAAGAAGACCGGGCGGUUAUUGAUUGGGCAGAGGCGAAUCUUAGCCACCCUUACCACAGAUGAACACUUUGAGCACCAUGGAGUGGAUUGUUGGUAAUCUGUCCGAGUCUCACCCAAACCUGAGCAAAGUCGCUACAGUGGGACUGCUUCUACCAACCUCCACAGCUGAUUGUGAGAGAGGUUUCAGCAGUUGAAUGUGUAAAGACCACCCACCAUUCACCGGUGAGCAUGAAAGUGCUUAAUGCCUUACUCAUGGUGUCCAUGCAGGGACAAAAACUGAAUGACUUUAAUUUCAGUGGUGCAGUAAAGGAAUGGCACAGAGCCAAAGACAGACACUUACCGGUAUAUGAAAACAAAAAUGCCUAUGUGUUGUUAGUGUUAGUACAAAAGAAGUGGAAGGACAUAUGUGUUGUUCGAAAAUACAUAUAAAAGAAGUGGACAUCUGUCAUGUCUGUGUAGUGUAUAUGAUAUAUUGAUGGUUAUAUGAUUAUGUAAAAAUGUAGAAGUAAUGAAAUACAUGUUGUUGUGUUUUUUUUUUGCAUAUGGUAUACUUAAAAAAGCACCAUUUGGGUUCGAUUUUUUAAAAAAAAUCGAUCACGGGAGGGGAAACCCCUUCCGCACCCACCCCUUAUCCCGCCACGCAAACUUUACCCCGGCGCCUUAAAAAUUUCUGGGGAAGGGCCUGGUGAGGGAUUAUUAUUUGCGGAUUUCGUGGUUGCAUCAGUCCACGAAAUUAAACUCUAACCGAAUCAUUAACAUUUCCAUUCAUUUUAAUUUUCAAUUGUCAAAAGCCAAGAGUUUAUGUCUAAACCAUGAAAUUUCGUGCCAACGAAGUUAAAUGGUUUCACAGUAAUAUAUAUCCAUUAAGACAGAUAAAAAACUUUCAACUAUUUGAACAGACCUGUAAUCUAAUCUAAACUGCCCGAUUCGUAUACAUGUUCUCAACUUAUUCAGGUUUACAUACGAUAUCAUCGCUCAAAACAAAUGAUAAUUAUUGGUUAUAAAGCUAUAAAUACAAACGUUCGGCCAAAAUAAUUCUUGUCUAGGAAGACUUUUAUAUGUGUUUGAUCUGCUGAUUGAUAAAACAUAACUGCAUGGAUAUAAUUAUUUUCUAUCAUAAAAAUAAAAUAUAUGAUUUACAAAAAAAAUGAUGGAAAACUGUCGGUUUUAAUAAUGUGGGAGAAUAAAAGUGUUAAAAAUGGCGAAAACUAACCUCGAGCAAACGUACGAGCUGAAAAAUUUGGGUAAACAUUGGCUGACACGUAGAGAUGGAAAGAGAUUUAAAAGAUGUCCUGUGUUAUCAAGUGCAAAAGAGGUAGAUUUAUUUGACAACUUCCUGACUGCGGAUGACAUAAUAUAUGAGAUUCAGGAAGAUGAGGCCGGAGAAGUGGUCUUAGUGAAGGUUGAAGACACCCCCGUUCUUGACAAACAACAAAAUAUUGAAGAUGAUUUGGAAAAUGCUAAUUUGCAACGCAACGUUGUUGCUUGCAAACAAGGGGAUACGUCUGGUCAACAAGUGGCCUUUCCGAAGGAAUCAAAUACCAAACAAAAGAAGAAUACAAAGAUAAACAACAACACGGAACAAAAGCCAAGUGAAUUUACAACAAGUAAUGACAAGCAAAUAAACAAACAAACUGAAAAAUCGGUGUCUCCGGAAACGAAAACGUCCUUCCCCGUUACGAUUAUUUAUGAAAACCAGACGUCUGGAGAAAAUAAAGAAGAAAAGGACAGCGACAAUUCUAACAAGUCAGAUAAUUGCAUAGGUAAAAGUAAUAGUCAAAACGAGGAAAAUGAAAAUGCAUCAAAUCAGUCGUUUUCUGAUAAAACUGCAGAUGAAACUCCCGAAGAAAUUGAAGGUGACAAAACAUGUGACAUAGACGAGCUGGAGAUGAUUACCACUCGCUUGACGCCGGACAAACAGAGGAAACAAGUAUGAUAGAAACCAUCUUUAUAAAGGAUGUUACAGAAACCAGUGCCAGUGAAGGUGCAGCUGCAGACGACGGGGCUACCUCUGACAUUAAAGAUGAAAUAAAACUAAUGAAUGAAAUGGUUUGGGAAGUGAUAUCUACUCGGCAUUCAGCAGAACUAGGACAACUGAAGGCAAAGUUUCUUGAGUUUAAGUAUACCAGUGGUACAUUAUGUGUUACUGCUGCUGGCAAUUCAAAUGAAUCGGAACAGCAGUUACGUAGACUGAGAAGUUUUAUUGAAAAGUUCAAUAACAAAGAAUAUGAAGAAAUUUUAGUUGAACCUUCAGAUGUAGUUUCAGCAUGGUGUGAUGAAAUUGAAAACACACUUAUGUGUGAAUGCUGCAUGUAUGUACCUGGACAGAAAAAGGUAGUCACGUACUGUAAUACAUAUGAGGACUGUCUGAAGGUAAAGCAUUUAUUAUUAGUGAAAAGUGGCAGAAUCAAGGCUUCUGGAAUGAAUAAAUCUCGGAGAAAGAACUCUAGUAAGCAGACUUUAAACAUGAAAUCAGAAGAAGGCACGAAAUCAGAAAAAAAUGCUGACGUUAAUGAAAAAAAUAAUGAGACUAACGUUGAACAUAGAUUACUCUGGGGAAAGGAUAAAGAAUACCUUAAAUGUUUUAAGACCAAUGAAAACUUAAAAGUCUACAUUUGCCAAGCUAGCAUACUGAACCUAGACGUCGACUGUAUCGUUAGUGCUUCUAAUCAAAAUCUGUCACACGGAGGGGGCAUUGCUGCAGUCAUUGCCAAAGCAGCUGGUGUUGCUUUAACAAGAGAGGGAGAUGAGUUUAUAAAAAGGUAUGGCUCGAUACCGGUAGGCAAUGUAUGCACUACAACAGCAGGGGAGCUGCCUUAUAGAUAUGUGAUACAUGCUAUUGGUCCAACAUGGUCAGAUUACCGUCCACAUACAGAAGAGUUAAUCAAGCGAUGUGAAACUGAUCUUUACAAUGCUCUAUAUAACAGUUUUGUGGAGGCGGAGAGGAGAGGAGCAAAAUCUGUUGCUUUUCCUGCUAUAAGUUCAAACAUCUUUGGUGUCCCUGAAGAUUUGUGCGUGUAUCUAUAUUCAAAAACAAUAUUUGACUACAACCGAAAAUCGGUCGGCCUAUCGAACAGUCUCAGUGAGAUACAUUUUGUAGACAAAAAUGUUACUAUACUGCAACAGGUCUGCAAGGUAUUCGAAGCUGUUCCAUUGUCAGGGCGUAUAGCAGAAUAUGACAGAAGCAAACUUACGAAGCCAAUUGAAACUUUGGAGAUUGUAAAAGCGCGGCAAAAUGAAUCACACAUAAAGUGUACACCAUUGAAUAAUCUGAAAUUGGCGGAAGAGGAUACCUUUACCUGGAAAGUGGACGCGAGAAAUGUGCAAUAUUACAAGAUAUCCGAAACGUUACAUGUGUAUGUUUAUCAAGGUAACAUACUGAAAUUGCGAGUAGACUGUAUUGUAAAUGCCGCUAAUGAUACAUUACAACAUGGAGGAGGGGUGGCCUAUGCUAUUGCAAAAGCAGCUGGAAGAAGUCUGACAGAGGAAGGUGACAAGUAUAUUAAAAAGUAUGGCAACAUUCCAAUUGGGCAAACAUGCGUUACAACAGCUGGGAACUUGCCGUAUCACUGUGUUAUUCAUGCGGCUGGCCCGCGUUGGAGUGAUUAUUACCCGCAUGCCAUUGCGGACGUCAAGAAAUGCGCGGAUGAUCUGUAUAAUGCUGUGUACAACAGCUUUCUGCAGGCGGAGAAAAGAAAACAAAGAUCAAUAGCUCUCCCAGCAAUAAGUUCAGCAAUAUUUGGCGUCCCGGAAGAACUCUGUGUACAACAGUACGUGAAAGCAACAGUUAAUUACGGUAGACAAUUGAAAGAAGGAAGCCAUGCUCUCUCAGAAAUUCACUUCAUUGACAUAAAACAAGAUAUCGUUAAGAAAAUCCAAGAGGCGUUCCAGAUAAUCGUCGUCGAAAUGAGACAGUAUCCACAUGAUACGAAAAUGUUUGCUAAAAGCAGACCAAAGGUAUAUCGGAAGAACUAGAUAUGCACAAGUUUCUCUUGCCACAAAGCUGUGAAGCAGUUAUCAGAUAUAAGAUAGCAUACACAUUUCCACAGAUAAAAUGCGACUCUGUAAAUUGUUUUAAAAGAUUAAAACAAACAUUUUGACACAUGACAUGGGAUCCCCCUAUUGCCCGACAAUGGAAAACCGUUUGCUUUUUCUGAUCUGGACACGCAUUUGUAACUGCACCAUCCCGAGUAAAUAGGAGAGUGGCACUAUGGGCAGAUAACCAAGCAGGAACUGUUUUUACUUGGUUAAACAAACGUUCAUUCAGUGUUAUUUGACAGAUGUUUCUAUUGUUUAUCAUGUAUCUAGACAAUUUAUUGUAAAACACGUUACAAACUAUUUUACGAAGAUCUGCAGAUAAGAUAGUGCUUGUGGAAGGGGAUGCAAUAAGCUUAGAACUUGGUUAAACAAACGUUCAUUCAGUGUUAUUUGACAGAUGUUUCUAUUGUUAAUCAUGUAUCUAGACAACUUAUUGUAAAACACGUUACAAACUAUUUUACGAAAAAUUAUACUGCUGAAUGGAAGAAUACAAAUUGCUGAUAAGAUAGUGCUUGUUGAAGGGGAUGCAAUAAGCUUAGAACUUACUGUACCUAUAAAACAGAUUUGUGUGUUGAGAACUAUUGCAAACUUAUUCUCCCUCCUUCUCAUAGAGUAACAUUUAGUAAGUGAACAGGCACAUACGAAACAAAUGCAUGUUUUGAUACUUGGUAGCAAAUUCACAAAGUUGUCACUUUUUAAAUAUGUCAGAUUUAGAUAACAUUAAAUUCAUUUUUUACUAAUCAUUCAUUGAUAAGAAUUUAUUCAAAACCUGCCACAAUGUUUUAAGUAGAAAAACGUUUUAUAGGUUUAAGUAAUGCCAAUUCAAUUAUUUUAUUGCGUCACAGGAAGCAGGUGCUAAUCAGUUCAAAUACGGUUGGCCCUUCGAGAAAAUUAUUGUCGUUUUGAUCGUUUGUACAUAAUAACUUAAAUGUGCAUAGCAGUUUUUUUCCACUUCUGAAUUGUAGCAUUAUUUAUUACUUUAAUGCCGCUUUUAACAAUGAUUAGCUGCUGCUGUUGUUUGAUAUUGUGGAUAAUUAACAAUUUGGUCAGUAGUGUUUUUACUCGUAAUGUAUUAUCUUAUAAAUUAAUUAUUUCAAUGGCAAUGUAUUUCAGUUUACUAAUUUUAUUUAAUUUGGAAAUUCGAUGUUUGUAAUACAUUGAUGAGACUUUAUUAAAGAUAAAAACGGUUGUUUUCAAAAUUAAAUUCACGGUCCUGUACCUUUAAUUUGAUUAAGUUAUAAUCACGAUAUAAAUUAACAAAUUCAAUUAAAUUCUGCAAUUUAGAAAAAAAAAUCUGUCGAAAGAAAAAUGAUGAAAAUAUUGAUUCCAUUUUGUAAAUUUUACGUGAUGUGAUAUAUUGAUGUUCACGUAUCUCAUAAGGAGAAAGACAUACGAAGCAUAAUUAUCCUGAAUACAACGUAUUUACAUUUACAUAUGCCUUAUAUUGUCAAUAUUGAUUUCUGUAUGUGAUAAAAAUGUCAUUCUUAAGAUGAAAUAUAAUAGAUGCCUUUUUUG
Mercenaria mercenaria is the source of this 5895-nucleotide messenger RNA. Its product is annotated as protein mono-ADP-ribosyltransferase PARP14-like. Gene Ontology annotation, cellular component: nucleus; cytoplasm. Bases 2275 to 4317 code for a protein of 680 amino acids. The record is from RefSeq and is a predicted model, not a curated record. Gene Ontology annotation, molecular function: transcription corepressor activity. Lineage: Eukaryota; Metazoa; Mollusca; Bivalvia; Venerida; Veneridae. Gene Ontology annotation, biological process: negative regulation of gene expression. The transcript is spliced from 8 exons.